GAGAGACUCACCCUCGUCUGCAGAGAGAUGCUGCGCACUGCCUUCCUCACGGUCGCCCUCGUCUGCAGUGUCGCUUUCGUCGUCGCUCGGCUCUUGCGACGACGAGACUGGCUGGCGCGACCGGCUGCCUGAGGCUUGCCGCGAGGUGCUCGCUCGUCGCUUCUCGGGCGCAGCCGUCUCGGCGGAGCGCGAGGCGCGGCGCAGAGGCGCCGCUCGCGGAGCCUCAUUGAGCGCCAGGUUGCUCAUGCCUCGCCGCAGCGUGUGGCUGGGCCCGCUGCGGCUCUCCGCGAGCGGACAGAGGCCAUGGGCGACAUGAGGAAGCCGGCGACCGUCUGCACGAGCGCCUUGGCCCGUGGCAGUGCCGCUGCCACGGGCGAUGCGGGCGGCGAGGGCGCGCCGUGCGUCGAGUCGCUGCGCGACGAGAGCUCGUCGGAGCGGCGCUUGGCCGAGCCGGAGCCGCGGCGGCGAGCCGUGUCGCGGGUGGCGGGAGCCAUGCCAGAGCGGCGCCGCACGCCGUCGCCGCCGGCCGCGAAGUCGUUGCCGGGCAGCGGUUCGAGGGCGGCGCGGCGCGUGCGCUGGACCAUCGCCGCGUGCGGCGCAGCCGCGGCGCGAGAGAGCGAGGGUGCGGCGGAGAGGCGGCGAGCGGGGUGCUGCUGCUUGUGGAGUCGCGGCCGUGUGAUGAGGUGGAGAGGAGCGCCGGAGCGGACGCGGCAGCGCGCGCAGAUGCGCACACGCGCGGCGGCGGCGCGACGGCGUCUGCGUGUCGAGCGAGAUUCUACGCGGCCAGCGGCGUUGGUGAGCAACGAGCUCAGGGGCGACUGGGAGAGACGCGGCCAGGACGAGCGUGUGGUGGAGGCUGGGAGCGGUGCCCGAUGGCGGCAGCAGCUGCACCUGGCUGACUCGGCGUGCAGUGCAACCGUGGGAGCUGCGAGCGCUGAUGAUGAGGUGGGCCGGUGAGCAGGCACACGCAGCGGUCGGGCGAUGCUGACCGC
Molecule: messenger RNA, 992 nt
Organism: Tilletiopsis washingtonensis
Lineage: Eukaryota; Fungi; Basidiomycota; Exobasidiomycetes; Entylomatales
Exons: 2
Coding region: 304-957 (217 amino acids)
Source: RefSeq, a predicted model, not a curated record